AUGCAUCCGAAGAAAUGUGUUGAUAUAGUAUGUUAUAUUUGUUUACAACAUAAUGAUCAUAAUGUUGUGUCAAGUUCAUUGGAAACACAUGAAAUUAUACUUAAAUAUUCAAAUUUAUUUGAUUUUGAUCAAUUAUUAAUUUCAACCCAAGUUGGAUCUAUAGAAGAAAAUCGUGUUAGUGAAGCCUUAAAAACAAGAAUUGAAUUAUUAGAAGAUUCUAUUCAACAUACUACAAGUUCCUAUGUUCUUGCUAAAGUUAGUCUAGCUCAACUUAUAGAUGACAUUGAUUUUCGAAUAUUAACUUAUCUUGAACAACAAUUAAAACAACAGUACCCUGAUAUACGUGUUCGUCAAGCAAUUGCUUCGACUUUUGCUAAGUUGGAUGUUUAG
Molecule: messenger RNA, 390 nt
Organism: Rotaria sp. Silwood1
Lineage: Eukaryota; Metazoa; Rotifera; Eurotatoria; Philodinida; Philodinidae
Source: the annotation of a GenBank genome assembly